Molecule: messenger RNA, 1699 nt
Organism: Acanthisitta chloris (rifleman)
Lineage: Eukaryota; Metazoa; Chordata; Aves; Passeriformes; Acanthisittidae
Product: cholesterol 24-hydroxylase
Exons: 14
Biological process (GO): cholesterol catabolic process
Molecular function (GO): heme binding; cholesterol 24-hydroxylase activity; iron ion binding
Source: RefSeq, a predicted model, not a curated record
CUUUUUAUUUGGACACCUGCCCAUCUUAUGGAGAAUGAUGAGGAAUCAGGAGUUUAUACACGAUCUCUUCCUGGAGUGGGCAGAGAAAUAUGGAACUGUUGUACGACUUAAUGCCUUUCACAGAGUCACAUUAAUGGUUGUGAGCCCUGAAGGAGUGAAGGAGUUCUUGAUGUCACCACAGUACCCGAAGGAUCGGCUGGUGUACGAUCGUCUCUUCAGCCUGUUUGGUGAGAGGUUUCUAGGGAAUGGCUUGGUAACUGUUUGCAACCAUGAGAAUUGGCACAAGCAGCGGAGGAUAAUGGAUCCAGCUUUCAGCCGAACCUACCUGAUUGGUCUGAUGGAAACUUUUAAUGAAAAAGCAGAGGAGCUCAUGGAGAAGCUAGAGGAAAAGGCAGAUGGAAAAACAGAGUUUAGCAUGCUGUCGAUGAUGAGCCGUGUGACUAUGGAUAUCAUUGCAAAGGUGGCCUUUGGCUUGGAAUUAAAUGCACUGAGUGAUGACCAGACACCUUUACCUCACGCUGUGACUAUGGUUUUGGAGGGAAUGACCAAGGCACGCAUCCCCCUCAUACGGUUCAUGCCAGGGAAACAGAAGCUGAUAAAGGAGGCCAGGGAGAGUGUGAGGCUGCUGCGGAGUGUGGGGAAGAAAUGCAUUGACCAGAGAAGAGAAGCCAUGCAGAAUGGGAAGGAAGCCACACUGGAUAUUCUUACACAGAUACUGAAAGGAGAUGCUCUGGAGGAAACUAGAGAUGAUGAAAGCCUUCUGGAUAACUUCCUCACUUUCUUUGUUGCAGGUCAUGAAACCACUGCCAAUCAGUUGGCAUUUACAGUAAUGGCAGUGGCUCAGCAUCCUGAAAUACUGGAAAGGGUUCAGGCUGAAGUGGAUGAUGUUCUUGGUGCCAAGAGAGACAUUGACUAUGAGGAUCUUGGCAAACUCACCUACUUAUCGCAGGUUUUGAAGGAAUCUCUGCGGCUGUACCCGCCUGUCCCGGGGACAAUACGCAGGCUGAAGAAGGAUCACAUCAUCGAUGGCAUCAGAAUUCCUGCAAACACAAGUCUCGUUUUCAGCACUUAUAUAAUGGGAAGGAUGGAAAGGUUUUUCAAGGAUCCAUUUACUUUCAAUCCAGACCGAUUCAGCAAAGAUGCACCUAAGCCAUAUUACUGCUAUUUUCCAUUCUCUCUGGGACCUCGAUCCUGCAUUGGUCAGGUGUUUGCACAGAUGGAGGCAAAAGUGGUGAUGGCAAAACUGCUGCAGAGGUUUGAAUUCCAGCUGGUACCAGGGCAGAGUUUUAAACUCUUGGAGGCUGGAACCUUUAAGCCACUAGAUGGAGUAAUGUGUAAAAUAACGCCAAGGAGCUCUACAAGAAGCUGCCGGGCGUGACUACUCAAGGAGGGGAGCCUGACAUGCUAUUGGUAGUUUCUUCUGAUUUUGAAGUUCUUGACUCUAAUCAAAGGUUAGAUUUUUCAGCCCCCUUUGGAGGAUUACUAGACUGAAAUUAUUCCUAGCCUUCAUCAUCAUUUACUGAAGAAAACUUUAGGAGUUACUCUAGUGAUCAUCUUCAGUCUGGAAGCAUACCUGGAAUUGCCAAGCUUGUUAUUUUCCUGGGGGACUCUUUGAUUCUGACCAGACUUGGAAAAGAGCAUCUUUUCACUGGAGUAUCCCUGGAGCUCCACACAAACCUACACUCAAAUUCCAGCUCAU